AGUUGAGCAAAAAAAAUAAAAAAUAAAAAAUCACCUGGGGCCACAAUCAUAAAAAUGAUUAGUUACUUACUAAUCUUGCAUCAAGUGACAUAAAGACAAUAUGUACAAUACAAUGUCACUUUUGAUUUUGAAGGUUUUUUUUUAUCACAUUCUGCCACUUGCCACAACAAUGACUGCUGGUAGCUGAUGUUUACAAGUAAUUUUUCUCUUUCUUUUAUUUAUGAAUCGUUCAUUUCUAUGUGGUGUCGAAAAACACACCGGCGGCACAUUGUUGGAGAGGUUGCAUUAUUAUGGCCUGUCCAGCAGGGGCGCGGGGCGUCACGUUGCUGUGGUAACUUAGUCGGGAAGCCAUACAACAACAUUACAAUAAUGUCUGUGGCAAACGAAGAAAGACAGAAGAGACGUACUCUGGUGCUGAGGCCCUCUUCUAGAACAAUAAAUAUUUCAGUAUCAGGUAUACAUGGAGUCAACCAAAGUACAAGACACACCAACAGCGUUGUCGGCUCCCCGAGCAGGAAAAGUUUCAGCCUUGGCGGUGGCAGCAAAGUUCUGGAGAAGAGCGUCAUUCAAACUCCGAGACAAGCUGUUCGGGUGUUUGAUGAAGAAGACAAUGACGUCACUCCUCAGCCGCUGUACCGGGCAGAUCCAGCAGCUGUGCAGACCAAGGCCAACAGGUUCUUUCUGGAUGAAAUCUCUGCUGGAUCAGCAUCAGACCAGACAACAGCCACCGGGAGCUUCACUAUGCCUUUUUCCAGGUCAGUAUUAGGAAGCAGCAGAAUAUCCAGCCAGUCUACCAUAGAAUCGAUGAAUGAGGAGAUUGAGGAUACAUUUUCCAAACGGGACAUGCCCAUCAACUUCCCAGAUGUGCAGAUGAAAGGAGACACUGUGAAAGAACACGUGACAGAAGACAUGUUGAAAGAGGUCAUAGAUGUCUACAUCUCUGAGACAGACAGCAUUUCACUGCUGGACAUAUCCAGCACCUUUGUGUCAGUGGAUGCUGAUGACGCAGAAGCUAUCAUAGACAGAAAUAAUCAGUAUGCUGAGGUUUACAGGAACAGAAUGGGCAAUGAAAAGUACGUGGAUCGAUCAAUGCAGACAUUGAAUGGAGCAGCUAAAAACAAACAGGUCCAGAGCGACAGCAUGGUCAUGGUGGACACAGCCACGACUGUUACCACCUGGGACAUGUAUAACACUUUGAUCAGCCCUGAGCAGGAUGGAACAGUGUGCAGCCCUGAACCAGAGAGGGUUGCUUUUCCAGAGGCUGUUGUGGACGCCAGCAGAGGUGCAGAGAGGAGCGUGUCAGAGGGCAGCACAGCCAGUACAGCCAGUGCUGCUAACUCACUGAAAGAAGUGGAAGUGUUUGGGAACAGUUUAAACGCAGAGUCAGACCUGCAGCUGAUCAUGCUGUCAGAGAAAUUCCAACACUGCUUACUAAUAAUGGAGAGGAGCAUACUGGGAAACACCUUCCAACCCAAGCUGGCUGCUUACAGACAACUGCCGGUACUAGAAGACCCAGACAGUCCAGUGAAGCCUGGAACGGUGGAGCAGAGGGAGGGGGAUACAGAGAGCCCUCGAUCUCCAGCCCUGGAGCGUCUCUGGGCGUUCAGCUGUGAGCUCAACAGGGGACGCAGCAUCAGCAGCAUGGCCUGGAACAAGAAGAACCAGGACCUUCUGGCUGUGGGUUAUAGUGAGUUUGACUCCAGUAACCAGAAACCAGGCCUGGUGUGCUGCUGGUCUCUCAAAAACCCCACGUGGCCUGAGCGUGUCAUCCACUGUGACAGCGCUGUAACUUCCCUGGAUUUCUCAUCCAACAAUCCCAGUCAGUUGGCUGUGGGGAUGCAAGAUGGCAAUAUCGCUAUCUACAAUGUGCAGAGUCAAGACAACAAAUCAUGUGUCAUCAGCAGCAGUGAGAGUCCCAACAAGCACUUGGGGCCAGUGUGGCAGCUCAGGUGGACCCAACAAGAGUUGAGCUUAAGAGGAGGAGAGGAGAAUGUAGAAGCUCUCUUUUCUGUGGCUGCAGAUGGCAGGAUCAGCAAGUGGUUUGUCUGCAACAAUGGCCUCGACUGCAUAGACCUGAUGAAGCUCAAGAAGAUUCAUAAUACAAAGAAGAAGGCUGGAGGGAACAAGACAGAAAAUGUUGUGUCAGCACUGACUCCUGGUCUGUGUUUUGACUUCCAUCCAACAGAUUCUAGUAUCUACUUGGUUGGCACAUGGGAAGGUCUCAUCCACAAGUGCUCGUGUUCCAAUAGUCAGCAGUUUCUGGAGACUUACAGGAAACACUUUUGUCCUGUGAACUGCAUCACAUGGUGUCCACUCAGUCCUGAUGUGUUCCUGAGCUGCUCCUCUGACUGGACCAUCCAGCUGUGGAAGCGGGACCACCUUAACCCUGUGUUAGGCUUCACCUCCAACCAGAGAGCUGUGUACGAUAUCAAGUGGUUCCCAAAGCGGGCCACAGUAUUCGGAGCCGUUAAUGAGGGACAGCUGGAGAUCUGGGACCUGAAUUCAAGCAUCUUGGACCCAAUCAUUGUGCAGCCUGCUGCCCCUGGUGUGAAGAUGAAGUCCCUGCUGUUUGCCACGCAGACAGACUGUGUCCUGGUAGGAGACAGUGAUGGACAAGUGACUGUCUACCAGCUCAAGAACCUCAGUGUGGGAGAGAGCAGCCAGGUGCAUAUUCUGGAAGGCAUCAUCUGCUCUGCAGCUUCCAGAUAGCUUCAAGAAACAGACAGAUGUAUUCCCAAACCAUUUGGGAUUGUGUCUGCAAAAUAUGUAUCAGUACAAAGAAAUACAAAGUAUAUGCACAGAUGUAUAAGAAACAUAAGUGCAUUUUGGCAUCAGUCAUUAUUGUACAUUGGCCUUUACUGUUGAAACCAUCAGACUAAUUAUAGUGGUAGCUGAGUUUGUUAAGAGUGAAAAACCAAAAGCCUGUUCAAGCUUUAAAGAUGUUCUUUAAAAGGAGCUAUAUGUAAGAAUUUAGGUUUUUAAACAUUCAAAAAUUAACUAAAAUUAUCAACAGAAUGUGAAAAAAUCAGUUAUGAGGUUAUGUCAAAGACGUCUAUGUAUUGUGUUGCAGAGAUAUCUACUGAAGUUAGCAUGCUAACGUAAUACCACUUCGUACCUCAAGAUGCGAUAAUGAGUCACUGUAGCAUCUAGUUUGCCCUCAGUCCAACAGCACCGAGAUGGUUUUCUUGCCGGGUUUGGCUCCUGGCACCCCAGGGCUGACCCAGCCGUAACCCCCGCUCAGGCCUCUGGAGGUGGGCGCAGACUGAUGCCCGACCUCCCUCUCACUCCUCUCCUGCUUCACGCCUCUCCUGAACCCGCCGUUUCUUCGUUGUCCUCAAAGUCAGAGUCCUGGUCUGAGUUGCUGUAAAUCACCUCGGUACUGUAGGACUGCUAGCUGCACGGCUAGGCCAAUUCUUACAUAUUGCACCUUUAACCUCAGUAGUCAGUUUCUGCUCUUCCUUUAAUGACACUGCAGUUGAGACACUUGAAAGUCCUAGAAGUGUCCCAAACAACAAAUGAUGUGGACAAAACCCAUAUGAAUGAAAUAUACUAAAUGCCAUUUUUUUUUAUCAUCAUAAAAAAUGUGUGUCAUGAAAUGACAAUGAAAGUGGUAAUGUUUUUCACAUUAUAUGUUGUCAUUUGACAGUUCAGUUAUAUUUUCUUGUCUAUUUCCUAUAUUCUAUUCUAUAAUCAAGCAAUAUUACACAUCGUCAUUAUUGGCACAGCAAGCAUCACUGAAGUGCCAAUAAUGACGCUAAAGCUCACCCUCCAGUGUAAUAUUACGAUUAUACAACAGUUACCAACAAAAUAAAAGAUAUAAUAAAAAUGUAUUCAUAUUGUGGGACAAUGUCUCUCAAAAUGAAAACCUUUUUGCAAGUGUUAUCGCAGAAAACAAUCAGUCACAUCAGUAGAAUCCAGUCAGUAGAGUAAUAGAAUGUAAUGAAACCUAGUUUACUACUCCAGCAAGUAGGCCGACCCUUAGUAAGAACCUAGCAACAGAGACGGUUUCUAGUCCCUGUUGAGUCAGCCAGCUGACUUGAGCUAAUGAUCACUCUGGAGAUAGAUCGUGGGAUUUCCCAAACUGAAUAAAUACCACACAUCUAAAUACAAAACUGCUUUGCUAGCUCAAUCUGGUUGUAAUUAAGAUAUCUGCUGUAUUUUUCCCCCCACGGACAGAUUUGCUACUACGUCCGCGAACUUCAUAUGUAUGUUUAAGCUAGCAGCGCCGUGUCACUGACUCACCGGCCCAGCUGAUGGAGGAUGCCAGAGCAUAACAUCAAGGCUGGACAAUUUCCAUGUGAUCCAAACAUUUCCAAUAACUCCAGAGCGUUAAAAAAGAUAGCUGUAACCAUUUCCAAAAUUCACAACAUGUUUUUUUCUAACGAAAUAUUCUGCUUCUGAUUUGAGCACGUUCACAAUGUCUAGUUGAUGAGUGCAGGUUUAAAUUCAGAUACAAUAUAUCAAUGGGUGCAAAGGUUAAGAGAUGAUUAUGUCAUUUUCAACUUGUUUUCAGGGGAUAUUUGUCCCCUAUCAAAUUACAUUUGACAUAAUAUUCUGAUGUAUAUUGAGUAUCUUUGCUGCUAUGAUGACAAGUGUCAACAGAUACUGGGACAACACUGACGACGAAGACAAAACUGGCUGCAUGGAGGGUUUCAUCCCUUAUCCCCUCAAGAUUUUUCUUUUGAAUGACUAGACCUUAAGCAAUACAAGAUGUCAUCAUGUAAAUCCUUCGGGAUGUGAAAUGAAACAAAGGCCCACAUUCACCCAUUCUACUAAUAUGCAUGCAUAAUCAAGGGUAAACGGAAUCAUUUCCUUAUCAUCAGCAACCUUUAUUGUUCAUUUUAAAAAUAACAAUCUCUGAAGCAACACUAAAGACAGCUUUUUAAAAUCAAAUUAUAUCUUAAAGGAUUAUAUUUCUUUCUUUUGAAUAAACCAGUGAUCAGACAAUAUAUUCCCAGAACAACACCAGCAAUGAUGGUCACACAUAAUCCACGACCAGAUCAGUAUACUGUAUUUCAUAAUAGUAACAGCACAGUUUCAAAACUGAACAGCAUUUGCAUGAUUUUUGCAUUUGCAAGAUUAGUGUUCAUGUUGCAACAAACAAAAGCAUAAGACAAAUAUUCUCAACACGUGCAUUUGCUCAGAAAAGAGAAAAAUGUUUUAACACAGCUACACACAAACAGAAAAAUGUCCCUUUAUGAAUGACUUGCAUGAAUGACAUUUUUGGCUGCCAAAAUUAUUGUUGGCAACUAAAAAUAUUUCCCAAAUAUUUUGUUAUUGUUAUUAUUAUUAUUUGUGAUAAUCUGUGAUCCAAAGUUUCUGUGCCUUGAUUUGUUUGAUACAUUUGAUUUAUACUGAUCUAUAUGUAUAUAAGCUGUUGAUGCUCAGUGUUCCUUGCUCAAGUCAAAACAAACAUUUACUAAUAACUAAGUUUAGAUUUUUUGUUUGUUUAUUAAGGUUCUAAUGAUAAAGUGCAGUUGCAGUUGAGAGUCAUAUGGCUUUGUUUCCACUCCUCCACUCAUGUUAUUUCUACAUUGUUUAAACACUGUGUUACAUUAAAAAGGGGAUUCAGAUGGAAAACCAAAAAGUGGCAACCCUCCUCUACUGA
Molecule: messenger RNA, 5608 nt
Organism: Siniperca chuatsi (mandarin fish)
Lineage: Eukaryota; Metazoa; Chordata; Actinopteri; Centrarchiformes; Sinipercidae
Product: dynein axonemal intermediate chain 4-like
Exons: 17
Coding region: 187-2709 (840 amino acids)
Biological process (GO): cilium movement
Cellular component (GO): axonemal dynein complex
Molecular function (GO): dynein heavy chain binding; dynein light chain binding
Source: RefSeq, a predicted model, not a curated record